AUGCGCUUCAUCAACUCCAUCACCGUCCUCUCCCUAGCAGGCCUAGGCCUCGCCUCGCCGAUUGCCGGCUUAACCGACGGUCUCACCGGCGGGAAGGACGGCGCCACCAGCGGAACCGACGGCCUCACCAGCGGCUCCGGCGCGACCGGCGCUGUCGGUGGUCUCGUACCGGGCGGUCUUGGCCUGCGUGACGACAAACACAAGCGCUACUCUGGUCAGGGCGCCCGCCGCCGUCAAGACGAAGAGGAGAGUAGUGGAAACGGUGUCCUCCUCCGUACCCGCGGAGAGCACGGUGGUGAGCACGGUGGUGAGCAUGGUGGUGAAGGCCAGGGCCAUGGCAACAGCCAGGGGAAUGGCAAAGGCAAAGGAGAGGGCAAAGGGAAUGGUAAGGGGGAGGGCCAGGGAAAUUUCAAGCCGAAGGGCAAGGGUCAGGAUAAGGGUAAAGGUGAGAACGAGGGUCAUUACGAGGGCAGCAGCCAGUCCAAGUACAAGGGCCAGCCCAAGGGUGACCACGAAGGCAAAGGCUCUGGCGAAGGGAACGGCAAGUGCAACGAGGCGCGGCACACGCCCUGCCUGCACCCUGACGACGUUGAUAUCCUGGUGGACGCCUACGUGCGCAUGCUUUCUCAUUGGAACGACACCGACGCCAAGUACCUCGCCGAGAACUUCCGCGACACCUCGGACAGCAUCAACAUCCUGGCCGGCAUGCCGCUCGGCGGCCCAACCUUCCCGACGAAGCAGGCGUUCAUCGACCACCAGCACACUCAGCCUGACAACCUCCCGCUGGAGAUCACGCACAAGUCGCCCUACUCGUGCGACGAGAUCGCCCUGAUCUGGCAGGCCACCUUUGGCAAGGCCCAGAAGCAGGUGCGCGGCCUGACCAUCCUCGGCGCCACCAAGGACCACGGCGACUGGCAGAUCGAGACCCUCGACGUCGAGUUCAACAGCAUCGCCUACCUGCUCGACAUUGGUGGUUCCUACACCCUCCCGCCGCCGCCGCCGUCCUCUUAA
Molecule: messenger RNA, 1011 nt
Organism: Chaetomium fimeti
Lineage: Eukaryota; Fungi; Ascomycota; Sordariomycetes; Sordariales; Chaetomiaceae
Exons: 3
Coding region: 1-1011 (336 amino acids)
Source: RefSeq, a predicted model, not a curated record